GGGAGCCCGUGUGCCUGCAGCCUCCGGGAAGCCAGAGCCGCUCCUGCAGCCUGCACAGCCUGAAGCCGUGGGAUGCAGCGGAGUUUGGGGAGGCCUUAAUGCCUCGGCGUCCACCCGGGACCGCCAGGGCCGCCAGUUCUCUCGGCAAACUUGUGGCAGCCAAACCUACCAUGCUUCACAUCCCCGUUGUCCUGGGUUACCGCCCAAGAUUGGCUUGUGCAAGUGAUGAAAUGUGGUCUGAGGGACGAUAUGACUACGAACGACUUCCAAGAGAGCGAUUUCCUCCUCGGACUCACCCCAGUGAUGGCUACCAUAGACUAGUUAAUAUUGUGCCAAAGAGACCACCACUGCUAGAAAAGAGGCCACCACUGCUAGAAAAGAGGCCACCACUGCUAGAAAGACCUGAUGAAGGAAGCUACAGUAGAUAUUACAGUCAUGUUGAUUACCGAGACUAUGGCGAGGGCCGCAGUUUUUCUCAUGAUCGAAGAAGUGGUCCAUCUCACAGAGGAGAUGAAUCUGGCUAUAGAUGGACAAGAGAUGAUCAUUCUGCAAGCCGACAGCCUGUGUAUAGGGACAUGAGAGAUGGCUUUAGAAGAAAAGGCUUCUACUCGUCCCAUUAUUCGAGAGAACGGUCUCCCCAUAAAAGGGAUGCUCCUUUUUUCAGAGAAUCACCUGUAGGCCGGAAGGACUCCCCACACAGCAGAUCUGGCUCCAGUGUCAGCAGUCGAAGCUAUUCUCCAGAACGCAAGACCUACUCCUUCCAUCAGUCUCUGCACAGAAAGCCCUCGUGUGUCGGUGCUUCCUACAAACGACAGAAUGAAAGAAAUCCAGACAGAGGUAAAGAGAGGCCCGUCCAGUCUUUGAAAACAUCAAGAGAUACUUCACCUUCAAGUUCUUCAGCAAUUUCUGCAUCCAAGGCGUUAGACAAACCAAGUAGGCUAACUGAAAAGGAACUUGCUGAGGCUGCAAGCAAGUGGGCUGAAGUCUCUGAGUUUGAGACUGGAGCCACAGCACCUUCAUUUAUUGAUCAGACAGAAGAACCUGAGUCAAACACAGCAGAUGGCCCAGAAUUGUUUGAAGACAGUCAGCUGGACAGUCGCUCUAAAGCAAUAGCAUCAAAAACCAAAGAGAUCGAACAGGUUUACCGACAAGACUGUGAAACUUUCGGGAUGGUGGUGAAAAUGCUGAUUGAGAAAGAUCCUUCCUUAGAAAAAUCUAUACAGUUUGCGCUGAGGCAGAACUUGCAUGAAAUAGGUGAGCGGUGUGUUGAAGAACUCGAGCAUUUCAUUGCGGAGUAUGAUAGUUCUACUCAAGAUUUUGGAGAGCCUUUUUAGAAGAGUUAGUGCCCAAGCCAACAAAAUAAAAAUGUUUCUAGAUUUUAUGCCCAUUGGAUUAUGUAAAUCCUUACUAUUUUGUGAUGAAGAGAAGAAAUACUUUAUGAUAGCUGACUACAUUUCCAGUGUCAAAUAGAUGUCUAAAACAGUCUUUAAAAUAUAUUAAUUCACAUUUUUUUCCUACAUAUAGAAUCUUCUGGCCCAUACUCACACACCCUCCAAAAAAUAGUGGUCAGUUAAUUUUUUAGGGUUUGAAAGAGCAGUUUUGGGGAGCUUUCUGAACUCAGCUGUGUUCUGUGGUCUUCCAUAGUGUGUGAUCAUCUGGUCAUGUGAGUGUAAUGUGGUUAGAGAGCAUCCACCUAACAUGAGAAGUCUGAUCUCACAGAGAACGAUAUCAUUUGAAAAUGGUUUCCAAUUUCGAUUUAAUUGGCUUGCUGCUUGCUUUAUUUCCAUUUGUAACUGUUAAUGUCAGAGUGUACUGCCUUCAUGAUUUAGAACUUCGGUAUAUUAGAGAAUAAUUCUUACUCAGUUAUUUAAAAAAGCACUUAAACUCUCUAAAGGGCAUGUUAGGGUAAGAUCUUCCCACACAGUGAGUGAGCUCGGUGCACUCUUCUGCUAAAGUGUGCCUCAGCCUCUGGCUGCCGUCUCCGUGUGCAGGUCUAGGCAGUGGCGUAGAUCCGAGCAGUAGAAGGGUCAUCUGAGAUGAGCACGUGGGACAUUUUCAAUCUGAGCAUAGAGGAAAAAACGCAAUACACGAAAGCAUUGGAGUGUUGUUUUUCAGUAGGCCCCACUCCAUUAACAAAAGAGAGCUGGUGACAUGUCCAUGGCAAGCCAUUUACAUGGUGUUCUGUUCACUUCUGUAAUCUGAGCUCUUUGUUAUGUGGACUUUUAGAGAAUCUCAGCUUCUCAUAAGUUCUAUCUAGAAAGAAGCAAAGCAGAAAUGCAGGAGGCCAGCGUUCCGCAGCCACAGCAAGCCAGUCACAAGGGCCCCUGGGCGGCCUACUCACUUCAGGCUUCUUCCAUUGGCACAGUGACAUGAACUCAAACACAUCAUCUGGGCAUUAGUUCCCUUAAGAAUCAUGGUUUCCAUUACUGCACCAUCUCAUUAGCCCCCAUCCUCGCUGGUUUGUUUGGGUUUGUUUUUGUUUUGUUCUUGCUUUUGGUAUUCUUUGUUUAAUAAGACAGGGUCUUUCAGUGUAGACCAGGUGGGCCUGGAACUCAUAAAGCUCCCCUGCCUCUGCCUUCCCAGUUAAAGGGAUGUGAAAGGUGUGUGCCACCACUCCUAGCAUGCUUUUUUCACUUCCAUUCACUUUUGUCUUUUUUUACUAUUUAGUUUUUUUUUGAGACAGAGCCUUACUAUGUAGCCCAGACUGGCCUCAAGCUUUCCAUAUAGCCUGGCCCAUACUGGCCUUUAACCCAUGAGUCUCCUGCCUCAGCUUCCUGAGGGUUAGGAGUACAAGUGUGAGCCACCAUGCCUGUCAUUACUUUUCAUGGUGUCUGUCUGCACUAUCUGCAGUGGUAACCCAAAGGAUAUACAGAUGAUAUUAAAAGUAGAAAUAGCAGUAUAAAUGAUUUUAAUGAUUCAUCUAAUGAAUAUGGGAAAAUAUGUAUUAUGCCAUUCUGCAAAUUAAAAACUUAAUUGAGGACAUUUUUUUUUAAGUUUCCUAAGAGAGAAUAUGAAUUUUUUAUUCUUGGCAUUGAGAGUCUAUACAUAUAUUCUAAGACAUGCUCUUCCUUAAUGUAGACAGUGAUUUAAUUGCCAGUCACUUUAGAAAGCCUGAAGAAGGUACUGAUGCUAUUUUUCCUUCCACUAUUUUUCUUUUCUUAAACAUUUUAAUCCCAGAAUUCAGUUUAAUCAAGAUGUUAACAAGUUUACAUGUAAUAUUUCAGAAAUUACCAGAGGUAUAUUCAUUUGGUAGAAAUCCAUUAAAAAGAGAAUCUUACUGAUAGAUGCAUUUAGAUGUAGGUUCAACAGAUGAUCUCUUCCUCGUCCCUCAGGUUACAGUCCGCACUUAAAGCUGUUGAUAUGCCAUCAGCAUUAUUCUGCUAGGCUUGUCAGUGUUAAGUGUUCACUUGGUUUUUGCUUUAUAAAAUGCCUUUUAAAGUUUCAUUUUAGGGCAGAUAAAUUCAGAUGUGUACUAGACUUUGUAUUUUGUAAAAUGACCUUGAUUAAAGAGCCAUCUUUGUAAAUGACCCAUUCUUUUUAGUACACCUAAUUGGUGUGAUAACAUUUUCAUUGUCUUACCAUAAAGCCUUGAUGAUCAAUGUGGGGAAACAUACUGUAAGCUUUUGUGAACUUUAGGAAUUCAAAAUAAAGCAAACAAGAUUAAAUAAUUA
This is a messenger RNA of Nannospalax galili (Upper Galilee mountains blind mole rat), 3671 nucleotides long. RefSeq names its product periphilin 1 (gene Pphln1). The record is from RefSeq and is a predicted model, not a curated record. Gene Ontology annotation, biological process: protein localization to heterochromatin; negative regulation of gene expression, epigenetic; negative regulation of DNA-templated transcription. NCBI's taxonomy places the organism in Eukaryota, Metazoa, Chordata, Mammalia, Rodentia, Spalacidae. Gene Ontology annotation, cellular component: nucleoplasm. The transcript is spliced from 10 exons. The coding region runs from base 99 to 1334 and encodes 411 amino acids.